Pyricularia oryzae 70-15 is the source of this 783-nucleotide messenger RNA. RefSeq lists its product as uncharacterized. Bases 1 to 783 code for a protein of 260 amino acids. Lineage: Eukaryota; Fungi; Ascomycota; Sordariomycetes; Magnaporthales; Pyriculariaceae. The record is from RefSeq and is a predicted model, not a curated record. The transcript has a single exon.
AUGCCGUCACCCAGUCAGAGCAGUAACACUGGAGCUGGCUCGCCAUGGGAGACAGCAGGCUACAUCCUAAUCGUCGCCGUCGUCGGCCUGAUAGUCGGUAUGUGCUUUUUGUGCGCCAACCGCAAGGCGCGAGCAAGUGCUCACGACAUCGAGAUGGGGGCGAUGCGCAACAAGCUCCAGGAGGCCGCCAAAACGACUGAGGAGCACAGCUCCGCGCUCCAGAUCAUGGAAGUGCACCUCCAAGACACCCUCCAGCACGUGGCCUACCGCGCCCGGGUGGAGGAGAUCAUGAACAGAAAGGUUUUUGAGCUCCAGCGCAAGGUUGACUCACUCCAAGCUGCCAACCGCGCCCUGACCGGCCAAGACGACUUUCAGGAGAACGAUGGCCGGGCUGGCGACCACGGUCCGGUCGAGCUCAACUCGCGCUCCGUCAUUGCUGAUAUUGUGCUUGCCCAUGGUCCCGUUGGCUCUGCUCACGAUGCUCCUCGCUCGCUUGAGGAUGAGCUGGCCGCGGCCGAGUUUGACGAAUAUCUUGAGUAUCCUUUUGCUGUCGGCGACAAGAUGUUUUCUUCGACUGAAUGCUUACCAGACGAUUGCGAUAUCGACGAUUCCGUGAGCGAUGUGUCGACGCUGCACGGGGGCGAGAUGAGAAUCGAGCCCGACAGUGACUCCGUUAGCAUCUUGUCCCAGUAUCACCGUGAUUCGGCCAUCGUGGAAGAAUUCCAGCCGGUGACGAUUGCCCAUGCGCAGGCGCAUGCAAUCGUUGUUUCUGGCGAUCGCUAG